AUGUUCAGGAUGCUGUUGGAACCUGAACGCAGUCUUUUCAGCAGUGAUGCUGACUUCUUCCGCAUUAUUGCAAAGAAGUCAUCAGUCCGCUCGUCUGCGAACAUGCCUGAGGCUGAACAGAACCGCGGCAAGCCCAACAGCAUCCUAAAACCAUUAUUAUACUGCACCCUUAGGGUGUCUAUGGCCUUUUUUGAAAAGUUGACCCACAAGCUUCCCGAGUACACUUUAUAUGGACUGACAGUCCAAGAACCUGCCCAAGUCGACCAGCUGAUGGAAACUGUGGAACGAUACAAUCUGGACAUCUGGUCUUACGCCAGUCUUGAGACUGAAGGUCUCAUCCUUGUGGCUCCAGAAUUGAAGCAAAUUUUCGAAGAUGAGAUCUCAGCUAUUGGGAUUACGUACAGAAUUGAUACGGAUAACAUUAAAGAAAAACUGGAUUUAGAAGAUAUGCUAAUGGCUGAAGCACAUAAGAGAAGCAAUGCGAGCAGAUCUGACAGAUUUGGUUUAUCGUUUGACGUCAUCCACCGUUGGGCUGUGGUUGAUAGAUACCUUGUGGAUGUAGCCAACAGGUACCCAAACGUUGCUCGCGUUAUCACAGCAGGACGGAGUGUUGAAGGUCGCGACAUUAAAUACUUGAGACUGUCUUCAGACAACUUCGCGACAAGAACUAAGCCGGUUAUCGUCAUCCAAUGCAUGCUGCACGCCCGUGAAUGGGUCACCCUUCCAGUGGCUCUGUGGGCCAUCCAGGAGUUGGUGAUCAACGUCACCGACCGGGACCUCAUCAGAGACAUUGACUGGAUCAUUCUCCCGAUCGCUAACCCAGAUGGCUAUGAAUUUUCGCAUACUCGCACUCGUAUGUGGAGGAAGAACCGUAGAACAGGCCAGUUUCCCUCCUCUUGCAUUGGUGUGGAUCUCAACAGAAACUUCGACUUCAUCUGGGGAACUUCUUCCAGCAACAGUGCUUGCAGCGACACCUUCCACGGGCCCAGACCCUUUUCCGAGCCAGAAGCUGUAGUGACCAGAAACAUCCUAAAUGAAUUCAGAAGUCGGAUUUCUCUGUUCCUCGAUGUCCACAGCUUUGGUAGCUUGAUCCUCUUCGGUUUCGGCAACAGACAAUUGCCGCCGAAUGCCUUAUUACUUAACAGAGUUGGGGUUUUGAUGGCUGAAAGGAUAGAUGCUGUAAAAUGGCCGCAGAACCGCGAUUACAGAGUUGGUAAUAGUGCUCAGGUUCUCUACAUGGCUUCUGGUGUUUGCGCUGAUUAUGCUCAAGUUGCUAUUGGCAAUGGGCUUUCUUUCACUUAUGAGUUACCAGCUCAUAGAAAUCUGAACAAUAUUAACGGGUUUCUGGUAGACCCUGCGUUCAUUCGCCAAGCUGGUUUUGAAACUUGGGAAGGCAUCAAGGAAGCAGCGCGCUACAUUCUCCGGAACAGAUUGUAA
Messenger RNA from Maniola jurtina (meadow brown), 1437 nucleotides. RefSeq names its product carboxypeptidase B-like. Lineage: Eukaryota; Metazoa; Arthropoda; Insecta; Lepidoptera; Nymphalidae. The record is from RefSeq and is a predicted model, not a curated record. Gene Ontology annotation, molecular function: zinc ion binding; metallocarboxypeptidase activity. Gene Ontology annotation, biological process: proteolysis. Bases 1 to 1437 code for a protein of 478 amino acids. The transcript is spliced from 6 exons.